Molecule: messenger RNA, 2623 nt
Organism: Dromiciops gliroides (monito del monte)
Lineage: Eukaryota; Metazoa; Chordata; Mammalia; Microbiotheria; Microbiotheriidae
Gene: MIS12
Product: MIS12 kinetochore complex component
Exons: 2
Coding region: 210-821 (203 amino acids)
Biological process (GO): kinetochore assembly; protein localization to kinetochore; mitotic sister chromatid segregation
Cellular component (GO): nucleus; chromosome, centromeric region
Source: RefSeq, a predicted model, not a curated record
CCGGAUGCCGAUCUCGAGGGGGCGGAGCAAAACGCAGCGUAGGGAAGCGUUGCCGGUUUGAAGGAGGCAGCGGGCGCGAACGCGCGGGCUCCCCGUUCGGGGCGGAUCCGGAUGUGGAGGGCAGCUGAGUAGGCGUCGCUGCAGUCGAGCCAUCCCGGUUGGUAGAUCUGUUGGUCAGCACCUCCUGGGGGGGCUCUGCUCUAGCCAAGAUGUCCAUCAACCCGAUGCUGUAUGAGACCCAGUUUUUCGGGUUCACACCCCAGACGUGCAUGCUCAGGAUCUACAUCGCCUUCCAGGACUACCUGUUUGAGGUCAUGGUAGCCGUGGAAAAGGUCAUCCUGAAGAAGGCCAGCAGCCUUCCCGGCUGCAGCACGAGUGCAGUCCAGGUCCGAGGCAGCACCGAGGCCUUCCUGCGCUUCAUGAAGGAGCGCUUUAACCGCCUCUUUGUCAAGAUGGAGCAGGUCUUGCUGCAGCUGGUGCUGAACAUUCCCCCAAACAUCCUCCUCCCUGAGGACAGGUGUCACGAGAAAUACCCCCAGAGCAAGGAAGAGUUCCACCUUCUCCAGCAGGAAGUUGGGCGGUUGCAGCUUCAGUACAAGGCAGAGCUGGGGGCCAAGCAGGCUCUUCUUGCGGAGCUUCAGGUCCAGAAGGUGGUUCAGGCCCAGCUGAAAAAGACUCUGCAGUGGUUUGAUGCCCUUGGAGAUUCCCAUGGGCCCCUGGGCCUCGGGGAGAUGAUGGCCUUCCUGUUCCAGCAUUCCAACAGGCUACGCAGCAUCACGGAGGACGUGGCCCAGAAAAGCAAAAGGGGGAAGAUGCAGUAGAUGCCAAACCUCGCAGUUUGAGAAUGAACAAAUCAUGCGAGGGGGCUGGGGGCGGGGCCGGGGCAGGGCUCUGGCUCUGGCUCUGGCUCUGGCUCUGACCCAGAGAACAUGUGGAGAGUGAAGUGGUUCCUGCAGAAGGCCCCUGUCGGGUCCCUUCUCCCCCCAGCAAUUAGGAGGUGGGAACGUGACCCCCUUUCAGAGCAUCAUGGCACACAUCAGGACCACUGGGCAAAUCUUCCUGCUUCUGUGGCACGCAGGUUCAUCCACCUUGGAGUCCUAUAAACUCCCUAGAAGGUGUUUGCUGGGAGGGGAAAGGAAAUGCACAACCUUGUGCUUCCGAGAGCUGAGCUCUGGCCGAGUCACUCAGGGAAGCCACAGAGUGGGCCCUGGGAGGCUUUCACCUGGAGGGCUUUUUCUUUCAGACCAGCUAUGUGCUAUGACACCUGCUUAGGGCCUGGAAGUAGGGAGGCGUCCCUGCCCUCCAGAUGCUUGCCUGUUAGGGAAACUGCACGGUGUACAGAUGGGGGUUUGGUGGGAGCAGCUCUCCACAGGAAAAGCCUCCUUCCUAUAGAAAGCAGCACUUGAGCCGAGUCUUCUUUCACGCCCUGGCAGGGAUGAGGAGAGGGUGUUCCAAGGAGGAGUCACAGACAGCACAGAGGCAGGUUCAUGGAGGGCUUCGAGGGAAUAACGGGUAGUGUUAGCCAAGUGAGGUGAAGGUAGUGGAGCAGACAGAGCCUGAGUCUGAGGAGGAGAGAUUUAGAACAAUUCUCAGACACAGUAAGAAAGAAGAGGAAGCUGGAAUCGUAGGAGUGGAGACAAAGCAAAGGGACUUGAGGGUGUUUGUUUGUGGAGGUGUAAAUGCCCACAAAUGGUUUGAGAAACAAGGCAGCUGGUAGAGAAAAUGGUUUGGUGUUGGUGUUUCUGCUGUAGCCCAGACUGAAUUAUCUGUUCACAGUGUAGGCUGAUCUCCCUCCAUGAAGAAGGGGAAGGGCUUCAAAGAACAUCUGUCCACACUAUGGUUGUUGGGCAGAAGAGAGAAAAUAAAAGAGACAAGCCGUAGGCUUCCAUGGGAGAGAAAGGGAUCUGAGGUUUAGGCCUAAGGGUCAUGGAGAUUAUUGCUCUGGGUGGGUGUCAUUGAUUCAGCAGAAACAGGACAGGAAAAGGGGAUGGCUCAGCUCAGUAUCUUCAGAAAUGUGCUCAUGGGACCCAGGUGGGUGGGUGGAAACACCAUAAUGGAGAGUAGUUACUGCUGCAGGGGAAAGCACCUCUCCUCACCGAGGUGACGUCAUAUGUGCCCAUUCUCUUCAGACUUUAAAUCCUUUUUCUAAAACCUCAUGAGUCUGGCUGACUGCUUAUCAAUGUGAAUUUCACCUCUGGGGGCUCAGGAGCAACAGAUCUAGAAAAGGAGUCAUCAGCCCCCUUCUGGAGAGCCUUAACCAUUGAAUUGGAGUGCUGGUUAGGGGAACAGGGCAGAGGGAGGUGGUGCGAUAUCUGCAAAAUCAGGUCCAGUCCCUUAAACAUAGGCAGGUGUUUAAUAAUAAAUGCAUUGGUUGAAUCACUGUAGCCUUUUCUCAUUCCCUCUCUUCUGCCCCUGCCUUUAGAUUAAUAAGUCCUCUCAGCUUCAGCCCUACCUCACAGGGCAUUUGUGAGGAUCAAAUGAGAGAACAGGUAAAGUGCUUCUCUUACCUUAACCCUCUAUAUUUGUGCUAGUUAUUAGAUGCAGCGAGGUGGCGCAAUGGAUAGUCCCAACCUCGGAGGAACUGAGUUUGAAUCCAGCCUCAGAUAUUUAGUGGCACUUUGAC